Molecule: messenger RNA, 396 nt
Organism: Oryza sativa Japonica Group (Japanese rice)
Lineage: Eukaryota; Viridiplantae; Streptophyta; Magnoliopsida; Poales; Poaceae
Source: RefSeq, a predicted model, not a curated record
AUGGCUACCAAGGACCACGAGUUCUUGUUCUUCCUCGCCGCCGCUGCCAUCGUCAUUAGCUGUCACGCAGCACGCUCGGGCAACGCCGCCACCGCCGCCGGCGACGGCAAGCUGUCGGGCAUCACCGUCACGGCGGCGAGGACAGGGAAGGUGGUGGAGGGGCUGCCGGAGUACGAGGUGACCGUGGCCAACGGGUGCGGCGCCUGCCCGCAGAACGGCGUCAGGGUGAGCUGCCCGGCCGGCGGCGUGCAGAGCGUCGAGCCGGCGGACGAGAGCAAGAUCCGCGCGGACGAAGCCGGGCUCGGCCUCGUCAACGACGCCAUAUGCCGGUGGCGAAGGGCUCGCCGGUGACCAUCGGUUUUCAAGUUUUCACCUUAAGUAAAAAAUUGCAGCAUG